This is a messenger RNA of Sphaeroforma arctica JP610, 2632 nucleotides long. RefSeq lists its product as hypothetical. The record is from RefSeq and is a predicted model, not a curated record. NCBI's taxonomy places the organism in Eukaryota, Ichthyosporea, Ichthyophonida. The transcript is spliced from 5 exons. The coding region runs from base 14 to 2407 and encodes 797 amino acids.
GUGACCUGAGAGCAUGACCGACUUUGUUAUCGCUGAGAUGAGCUCGAGAAAGCUGAAGAAUGCGGAUGACUCAGACAUCCAUCUGAGACUGAAUAAAAUUACUCAGCAGAAGUUGGUGGAAGUUGAGUGGGCAUAUCUCGAAGCCCUUGUUCGAGAACUAAAUAUUAAUAGGAAAAAUGUUCAAAAGUCGGAAAUGCUCGUUACCAAUUGGAAUGCCGCCAUAGAUAAAAUAUCAUACAGGUUACCCCCCACAGGCAGGAUAGAGGCCAAAGUUGGGACGACCAAGAAAUUCGACUUCACAGGUGUACAUUCGAUCAUAAAAGUGAUAGUCACACUCAAACCCUUUGCCCUCGAUGACUGUACCGAAGGCAGUGACCAAUUCUUCAACACGCACGAGUUUGUGCGGACGGAUUCGAGCCAACAUAACCGACAGGAAAGUACAAGCGUCUCUAGUAAGCGUAACAGCUGCGAGGGAAGCAAUGGACGUGCGGAACGCCCGCUGAGCAGGCAACAGACGCCCAACAAACUACAGCAGAGCCAAACAACGCCAAGCAAUAAUGGCACGCCAGCUCAGCAACAAGACGUGAAGCUGGAUGGGUACCAAUACCCCCUAAACCAUCCCAGCUACCAACAACACUUGAUCACACAGGUGCAGCAGGUACAGCCACGGCUGAUGAGUCAGUCGACCAGUACAUCCAACAUACACCAGCGCACGCCACGCCAAGACACGGCUUUGUCGGCUACACCACAAUUCGCCUCAUCACAGCAUCAGCAUCAGCAGCAACAGUAUAACAAUAAUCAAAACAGUCUGCAGCUGCAAACGGAGCCUGUGCGACGCACUUCGGCCGAUAACCUCUACCAUGGCAAUCACAGCCCCACUACGACGCCACUGCCGAGCAUGCGACCACACAAUGUGGUGAAACCCACCGACAGUGUGCUCUCCACGCGCAGUUACAGUGGUACCGGGAACACACAGCAUGCUGAUGGCAUGUCCGGUGGGGAUGGUCGAGGGAUGGGUAUGGAGGCCAUUAUGAGCUCGUCGCCUGGGACAUUCCAGGUGCAAAGGAAUCCCAGUGUGCCGCUUUGGAGCAAUAAUAUGCGAGAAGAGGCUGAGAGGAACGAGUCCCAGUUCGAGGUACUCCAGGGAUCUAAACCAGCCUCCCCCGAUAUGUCGGGCAUGGGCAGCAUCAUGUCAACCACGCAUGACCGCAUACACACGUCCAACCCUAUUCCCAGUGUUGUGCGCAUGAGUGUCAAUGACUACGCGCCUGGCGGCGACUUUACGUCACCCAAGAGCCCGCACAAACAACCGCUAUCGCCAAUCAAUAGUAUCAUGCGAUCAGUCGCAGAACAACCCGUGCAUCAACAGCACCAGCAACAACAUCAGCAACAACAUCAUCAUCACCAGCAACAGCAACAGCAGGCACACAGCGGACGCCAACCGGGAAGUAAUAUAGGAAACAACAGUGGCAAUUGGAACGGGGAUUUGCACCAGAACAGCAACAUCUCGGGCAGGCAGCCGUCGAACAUGCCGCAGAUAUAUCAGCCGAGCGGGCCACCCAUGGCCGUAUCUCAGCAGUUCUCCUCGUAUAAUGGGUCUAAUCAAAACACCCAACUGCACAGGCCACAAAGUAUGGACCCCAAUGUGAUGUCCGUGAGGUACGUGAGUAAUCUUGGUGGGCCACAACUCACCGACGAUGGGUACUACAUGCACAACGGCGCACACCAGAGUGCGGUAUACAGCUCGUCCGCAAUGCCACCACAACAACAGCAUGGCCAUUCACAGUCACAGGGCCACUGGGACAGGCCACCGUAUCCGAAUAACAUGGAUGGGAUGUAUGGGGGCCAUGUCAAUCCGUCACAACAACAGUCGCGCCUCACCACAUCACAGAGUGUGGAUCCCAGGGGCUCCCCGCAUAAUCGGAACCAACAGGGUGACCCACGCAGGCCCUUAGAUAAUAAUUGGUACCCUGGUCCGCAAACAAACAGGUAUGACGGAUACUCGGAUAUGCAACAGCAGACGCCGACACCGGCCAAUAUGACACAGUAUCGCUGGUUUCUUACUAUACCCACGGAGAUGCAAGGCGACUCUGAAGAAGAACAAAAGAGACGGCGGGAUUACAUUCACACUUUCUUUGAAAGACAGCCUGAUGGUGCAUGGCUAGUGCGCUACAAUCACAGGAAGCACCAAUUCGUCCUUUCGAUCUUAUUUGGUGGUUUAGUUCUUCACAUGAACAUUGCGUCCCAGGGUAACGAGUACGUGCUGGACAAUCAUCGAUUCCCGUCAAUCCCAGCGUUGACAGACUAUUAUCAAAGUAACAAUAUAAGCGGGAAGAUCGCCACGCCGCUGACGAUGCCGAUACCCUGCAUUCGCACUGACACCACUAAUUACGUUUUGGUGGAGUGAGAUUGAUGCUUGCUGGCCACCACCAAAAGAUGGCAUAAAGUUUGAGCAAUAUGUUAUCUUGGGUGAAAGCUACUCACAUACUUGCAUGGUAAUCUGAGGUUUCCAAAUAAAUUUCAUCAGUCAAAUUUAUUGGGCCGUGAAUUGUCACACAAGUGUGAGCGCUGACCCGCAAUCGUAUUAUAUAGGCUAGUUAUACGAUGAAUAAAAGUAAACACCCAAAGCAUG